This is a messenger RNA of Siniperca chuatsi (mandarin fish), 4527 nucleotides long. It is a transcript of the gene clptm1l, whose product is annotated as CLPTM1 like. The record is from RefSeq and is a predicted model, not a curated record. The transcript is spliced from 18 exons. Lineage: Eukaryota; Metazoa; Chordata; Actinopteri; Centrarchiformes; Sinipercidae. Gene Ontology annotation, cellular component: endomembrane system; membrane. The coding region runs from base 327 to 1994 and encodes 555 amino acids.
CGUCCAAGAAAGCAACCAGGAAGUGAAUGGCGGAAAUAUAAAUCCACCUCACGCUUUCAGCUAACAAUUUUUGGCCAGACCUGUUUAUAUCCCGAAUGGAGAGGCCACACGAGUAGACAGCAGAUGCCUUCAGCUUAAAACGGUGGACGGUUUUGAAGAAAUGUCGUUUGGCAGGAUCGGUACCGUUAAAUUGAAUGAACGGAUAGCCAGCCAAUGAUCCAGCUGAGAGUGUCCUGUCACUGACAGCCUGACAGAUUAAACACCGACAUAUGGCCCAGCUCCUCAGCUAGCCAAGGGAGACGACGUAACGAGACGACACUAGCAUCAUGUUCCUGAAAACAUCGUUCACCACCCUGAUCGUGGGGGUGUUUGUCGUGUACGUGCUCCACACCUGCUGGGUGAUGUACGGGAUAGUGUACACUAAACCCUGCGACAGCCCCAAAGGUGACAACUGUAUCACACCCUUCCUGGCAGGGAACCCGAAACUACAGUUGAGUAUCUACACUACACUGCGGCCCAAUGCAGAGGGAGGACAUACCCUGAUCCACAAAGAGAAAACAUUUGAUGUCAACAGCAAGUUUGAGAGGAUAGUAAAUGUCUCCCUCCCUAAGAAGACCCGUAACAAUGGAACUUUAUAUGCACUAAUUUUUGUCCAUCAAGCUGGCGUCACUCCGUGGCAGGAUUCACGACAGGUCCACUUGGUGGCUCAGCUCACCACAUACAUGGUCCCUAAACUGCCUGAAAUCUCUUUGAUAUCCGGAGAGGAUAAAACACAGGGUGAGAACGAAGAAGCCCAGCAGAAGAAACAGCGUGAUGGAAACCCUGCGGCAGGGGGUGGAGCUGGAGGUGGUCCCACUUCCACGUCAGAUCACCCAACUUCCCAUUGGCGCUCCCGCCUGACACUCAACAUUGUCGGCGACCACUUCCUGUUCGACAGAGAAUACCUGCCUAGUGAUGUCCACAGAUACCUCAGAGUAUUCCAAAAUGGUAAGAAGAUGGUUUAUCUACCUCUGCUGUUUGUCGAUGAGCUCAGCAACCGGGUCAAGGACCUUGUGGAGAUCAACAGUACCUCCAUGGAGCUCCCUCUGACCAUCUCCUAUGACUCUAUCUCUCUGGGGAGGCUACGAUUCUGGAUCCACAUGCAAGACGCUGUUUACUCUCUGCAGCAGUUUGGUUUCACAGAAAAGGAUGCUGAUGAGAUUAAAGGAAUCUUUGUGGAUACCAACCUGUACUUCCUGGCUCUGACCUUCUUUGUAGCUGCCUUCCAUCUCCUCUUUGACUUCCUGGCAUUCAAGAACGACAUCAGCUUCUGGAAGCAGAAGAAAAGCAUGGUGGGAAUGUCCAGCAAAGCAGUGCUCUGGCGAUGUUUCAGCACAAUAGUGAUUUUCCUCUAUUUGUUUGACGAGCAGACCAGCCUGCUUGUCCUCAUACCUGCUGGCAUCGGCACUAUCAUUGAAGUAUGGAAAGUGAAGAAGGCCUUUAAGAUUCAGGUUUUCUGGAAAGGAGGCAAACCAUCAUUCCUGUUUGGGAAAUUAGAUGAAUCAGAGAGGAGAACAGAAGAGUAUGAUACUCUGGCCAUGAAGUAUCUCUCAUACCUCCUUUACCCACUGUGUAUCGGAGGAGCUAUGUAUGCUCUAAUAUUCCUACGAUAUAAGAGUUGGUACUCGUGGUUGAUCAACAGUUUGGUUAAUGGUGUAUAUGCUUUUGGCUUCCUCUUCAUGCUUCCUCAACUGUUUGUCAACUAUAAGCUGAAAUCUGUGGCCCACCUGCCCUGGAAAGCCUUUACGUACAAGGCAUUCAAUACCUUCAUCGACGAUGUGUUUGCCUUCAUCAUCACCAUGCCAACGUCCCACAGACUGGCCUGUUUCAGAGACGAUGUGGUGUUUCUCAUUUACCUCUACCAGAGAUGGCUCUACCCAGUGGACAAAACAAGAGUAAAUGAAUAUGGAGUUUCUUACGAUGAAAACCCCAAAGGAAAGACUCACAAGGACUAGAGAGGAAAGACGGGUUAUUAGCUUCCAUGAUCUGGAAUCUGCAGGUUUUGUCUUCGAUCCACUGUUCUCAUUUGGUAUCAGCUGAGCUGGUUUAAUGAUCCAGAGGCACCUGGAAGUUUUAUUUUUUAUUUCUGGUCAGUUGUAAAUGGACCAGGUGCAUCAACAUCCUUGUGGUUUUUGACUUUUUCACCCCGUCCCAUAGUGCAAAGUGUUGAAAGGUCAACAUCUGCUUAUCCGCCUUUUGCAGUCUGUAGAGGUAUUUUUCUGUUUUGCAGUGUGUGAUGCGAUCAAUAAGAUAAAUCUCUGACCCAUUUCAAACUGACACAACAACCUGGAAAAAAUGUGUUUCUAAUGUGUGUGUGAAUGGCCAGCAACCUGCUCACGACUAUGACCAUGUCUACCACGUCAGAUUUGGUAUGAAAGAGUAAACUGAUGACUAUAGCAACUCUUUUGUAAUCGAUAUUGGUGGCAACCCCGAGCUUACUCAGCCAAAAAUUCUGCUCUUCCCUUUUUUUAUUUUUCAGACAUCAUGUCAAUCCACAAAGUCACUAUCCUUGUCUAUUAGAACAGCUCCAUCCUUUUAAUAUCACUGGAGAUUUUUUUACCUUGGUUUCCAGCUUUGGGUCUGAAAACACUGAAUUGGCAAGAGUGAAAUAUGAUUUAUUACAUUGGGUGGGACUCCAAUUUUAAGCUGAAGUUCCCUCUUGAGAAUCACUGUAAAUAUUUUAUUUUCAGAAUUUCCAUUGCAAUGUCAAAAAGGGAUUAUUAUUAUUAUUAUUGUAAACAUUUGUAUGUUUACAAAUUCCAAUUAAUUGACAGGGUACAGUUUCAGAAGAGCCUGGUUCAGACUGUUUUGAGGAACCAAUAUCUAAAUAUAUAUCGAUUUUCAAUAUUAUUAUUCCAUAUUAUUCCAUGAGCGCCAAGUCUGAUACAUCAGAGCUUUCAGAAAAAUCUGAGUUUUGUUGAAGUGAACACUAUUUACAAGUCGGAAACUGGUAAUUACGGUAACUCCAAUAUAACAUGAAAGCUGCAUUAGGCAAAGGUGGGCAGUACUGAGACAUGUGGACAACAAGUGGAUGUAUUAAGACGGUGUAGUCCCUCAUUCGUCCAGGAUUGUUCCAUCGCAGAAAAGGUUUCAGUCGUAGUCAUCUGGACACUGUUUUCAGAAUCAAGACGUUUCGGCUCCCAUCCGGAAGUCAUUCUCAAUUGUGAAAAUGGUCUGAGAACUCAGAAAUUUAACUCAGGAAGACUCCUCCCUGAGGGCAGGGCUUAAGCAACACAGAGUAGCGUAAAUUUAUGAGUUCUCAGACCAUUUUCACAAUUGAGAAUGACUUCCGGAUGGGAGCUGAAACGUCUUGAUUCUGAAAACAGUGUCCAGAUGACUACGACUGAAACCUUUUCUACGAAAGUGGAUGUAUUGUUAGCUCAGUUAAAUAUUAAUGAUGCAGAAUUUGAAUGCUUUUUCUAGAAAUUAUGCUAAUUAUGUUGUAAUAUUGCUCAGUGAAAAGGCUGGUAACAUUUUGCCUCUUAGAACGUAUAAAUGUGUAGACAUAUGUUAACCCUGGGACCAAUUCCAGAACGACAGACCCCAUUUAACCUACCUGUUAAAGCGAGAAUAUACUAUAUAUGCUUAAAAAUGACUGAGGCAGGAGUCAAAGAAAAAGGCACUUAAAAAGUAACAACAAAUUAGUAAUUUCAAAUGCAUCACUUUUAAUGUUUAAGAUAUUUACUAAUGAACCUUCCACCUAUGCACAUAUGAUGGCUGUAAUAGAAGUAGAAGAUUCCGAUUUGUUGCCAUGGUGAAGGGUAUACAUUUCCUGAGCGUUCCAGAAUCUUGAGCUGCAGUAGAAGCAGAUAGAAGAUUCUGAUUUGUUCCCAUGGAGGUGUGGCUAAAUUGCCUGAACAUUCUAGAAUGUUAAGCUUGAAAGUUCCUGAAUCUGUUGCAUUGAGUUGAGUCACCUGCUCUGUCCACUCGUUAAAUGAUACUGACUUUUAUUACACUGUAACACAGGACGGUACCACUGAAAGCCAUUAUGUCCUUUCCAUCCACUCUAGUUUUGUAGUUUUACCUACUCAAGUAUUUUUUUACAUAUCAGGGCCAAGAAAAUUCUUUAGUGCCAAAUGUGAGAAUGAUUCUUUAAACUGUGAGCUUUGUAUGUUCACCAUGAAUGGUCCAUCUGAUGUUUUCAAAUAGACACUGACAUUGUGAGGGAAACCGUAAAUGGAAAGACUUGAGGAAAGUAUUACUGCUUCCGAAUUUUCAGUCACAUUUUGAUUUUUAUGCCAUAGUUCUAAUGUUAUGUUAUUGUUUUUUGUUUUGUUUUUUUUAAAUAGAAGGACUUCUUGGGAUCAGCUGACUACAUUUUCAGAUAUCAGGAGAUAUUAGGUCUGUGUACAAAGAUCUCAAUCAAAGGUUUUCUGUUCCUGUGUAAAUGCAGCCAGGAGAGCUUUUCCAGAAAUUUGCCUUGAAAUGGUUUUACUUAUUGUAAUGUGUGUGUUUUUGAUUGAGAUUAAAUAAAAUUGACUGACAGAA